AUGGCUAUGACUGCCUCUACCUCAAUAACAACCGGCUCGCUGGAACCCACUUCAACCUACCAGUACGACUCCAUUCUGGGUAGCAGCACAUCCUCUAGCACGGCUGCUUCGGAGACCGGCUCCGAAUAUCCAGUGUUCCCAAACGGCGCCUAUAUCUCCAGGUUCUAUGUUGUCUCAUCCGGGGAGUCUGGUCUCACCGACCUUGACAUUGAUCUCUACAACGAAUGCUACCUGCCGUAUAACCCGUUGCCACACCACAAUUUCCGCAGGGAUGACACGGCUAAAACCAUCUCCUCUAAGCCAACCUAUCUAAUCGACGAGGCUCCGUGUAAACGACAAGCGGCGAUUAAUUCUAAUUGCUACUUCCAAAAUACCAACGGCACAUUUUCAGGCCUUCAAUUGUAUUCGGGUGAUUGGGACGUCCAGCAGCAAUGCUAUUGUGACAUAUAUCCCUUCUUUGACUCGGCAGCCGGUUGCCAGGAAUGCUUUAGAAAACAUGGAGGCAUUGAGGGUGAGUCUUUCCCAUAG
Messenger RNA from Penicillium hordei, 528 nucleotides. RefSeq lists its product as uncharacterized. Bases 1 to 528 code for a protein of 175 amino acids. The transcript has a single exon. Lineage: Eukaryota; Fungi; Ascomycota; Eurotiomycetes; Eurotiales; Aspergillaceae. The record is from RefSeq and is a predicted model, not a curated record.